Messenger RNA from Cervus elaphus (red deer), 3616 nucleotides. Its product is annotated as GTPase IMAP family member 7-like. Lineage: Eukaryota; Metazoa; Chordata; Mammalia; Artiodactyla; Cervidae. The record is from RefSeq and is a predicted model, not a curated record. The transcript is spliced from 4 exons. Gene Ontology annotation, molecular function: GTP binding. Bases 127 to 2295 code for a protein of 722 amino acids.
GAAAACACAGUUUUCUUCGAAUAAAGCAAAUACCAGUUCGGGUAGCUCUCCUGGAGAGGAGCUGAGAUCUCACCAGUUCUGCAAGAGAAGUUGACUUGCCUAUACUCCAUAGCCUCUGAUGUGAACAUGGCUGGUGCCAAGGACAAUGCUCUGAGGAUCAUGCUGGUCAGGACUAUGAGAAGUGGAAAAAGUGCGACUGCAAACACCAUCCUCGGGGACCAAGUAUUUGGCUCAAAGAUUGCUGCCCAAUUUGUUACCAAAAGCUGUCAGGAAGUGUCGCAGAAAUGGAAAGGGAGAGACCUUCUCAUUAUUGAUACCCCAGGGCUCUUUGACACAAACGAGAGCCAGAACACCAUCUUAAGUGAAAUAAAAGAAUAUCUCUUUACCUCCCACCGUGGACUCCAUGCAAUCAUCUUGGUCACACAGCUGGGUGGCUACACACAGGAAGAACAGCAAACCCUGGCAUUGAUCAAAAAUCUGUUUGGGGAAGCAGCCAUGAAGUACAUGAUCAUCUUGUUCACUCACAAAGAGGAACAGGAGGACAAGAGUCUGAGGGACUAUGUAAGGGAGGGGGAAAAGCUACAAAGCCUCAUGAAGGAGUGUGGAGACCGAUACUGUGUCUUCAGUAACAGGACAGACCAGGCUGAGAAGGAAGCUCAGGUGCAGGAGCUGCUGGAGCUGAUAGACAAGAUGGUGCAGAACAACCGAGGGGCUUACUUUCCCAACGCUGCACACAAGGGCACAGAGCUGACUUGCCAACCUUCCAGAGCUGAUGCCCAGGACAAUGCUCUGAGGAUCGUGCUGGUAGGGAGUACCGGAAAUGGGAAAAGUGCGACUGCAAACACUAUCCUUGGGGGAAAAGUAUUCGACUCUAGGAUUGCUCCAGCAGCUGUUACCAAAACUUGCCAGAAAGCAUCCCGGAAAUGGAAGGGGAGAGACCUUCUCGUUGUUGACACUCCAGGGUUCUUUGACACCGAGAGAACCCAGGACAAAACCUGCAAGGAAAUCAGCCAAUGUGUUCUCGCCUCCUGUCCUGGGCCUCACGCCUUCAUCUUGGUCCUGAGGCUGGGCCGCUACACACAGGAAGAGCAGCAAACCGUGGCGUUGGUCAAGAAUCUGUUUGGGAAAGCAGCCAUGAAGUACAUGAUCAUCUUAUUCACUCGCAGAGAUGAACUGGGGGACCAGAGCCUGAGCGACUUUUUGAAGCAUGCAGAUGUAAACCUACGCAGCCUCCUCCAGGAGUGUGGAGACCGCCGCUAUGCCAUCAGUAACAGCAGAAACGCAGAGCAGGCUGAGAAGGAAGCUCAGGUGCAGGAGCUGCUGGAGCUGAUAGACAAGAUGGUGCAGAACAACCGAGGGGCUUACUUUCCCAAUGCUGCACACAAGGGCACAGAGCUGACUUGCCCACACUGUAUAGCUAAUGCCCAGUACAAAACUCUGAGGAUCGUGCUGGUCGGGAAGACCGGAAGUGGGAAAAGUGCGACUGCAAACACCAUCCUCGGGGAAAAAGUAUUCGAGUCUAAGAUUGCUGCCCACGCUGUUACCAAAACUUGUCAGAAAGCAUGCCGGGAAUGGAAGGGGAGAGAGCUUCUCGUUGUUGACACCCCAGGGCUCUUCGACACCAAGGAGAGCCUGAACACCACCUGCAGGGAAAUCAGCCGAUGUGUCCUCGCCUCCUGUCCUGGGCCUCACGCCAUCGUCUUGGUCCUGAGGCUGGGCCGCUACACACAGGAAGAGCAGCAAACCGUGGCGUUGGUCAAGGCUUUGUUUGGGGAAGCAGCCAUGAACUAUAUGAUCAUCUUGUUCACUCGAAAAGAGGAGCUGGAGGAUCAGAGCCUAAGAGACUUUUUGGAGAGUGCGGAUGGAAACCUACGAAGCCUCAUCCAGGAGUGUGGAGACCGCUACUGUGCCUUCGAUAACAGCAGGCACACACAGGAGGCUGAGAAGGAAGCUCAGGUGCAGGAGCUGGUGGAGCUGAUCGAGAACACGGUGCAGGACAACCAAGGGGCUUACUUUUCUGAUGACAUAUACAAGAACACGGAGGAAAGGCUGAGGAGGCGGGAAGAAGUCUUGAAGAAAAUCUAUGAUGAUCAGUUAAAAAUGGAUAUCCAAAAAGUGGAAAUAGAGAGUGCUCAGGCAUGCAAGAAGAUGAUGCAGGAAAAAGAGAGAUUAAUUAAGUUACUAGAGAUGGAAUAUGAAGAAAAACUAAGACACGCUAGGGAGGAGGCUCAAAACAGUAUCUUCAAUGGAAAUAUGAGUUUUCCUUCAAGAAUAUUUCGUUGGUUUAAGAAGUAACUAUUUUCUCACAGUUUACUAUGGUUAGCAAAGCAUCUUUCCAGCUCACUCCCUACCCUCUCCAUGUCUGCCUCCCCACCAACAGACAUCAGCUAAUUUAAGAAAUUACAAAAUUGCCAAGUUUGAGUGCUAGCUCAUUAGACAUGGUAAAGAUGCAAAUGAACGGGAUUUCAAGGCUGAAAUGCAUCCUGCAUUGAGCAUUAGCACUACCUGUGAAACACAUUACACAGGCCUCUUGUGAACACUGUGUAACUGUCAGCAAAGCUUCCAGUCCUCCCAGCAGCAUUGUUCUCUGGUCUGUGAGAGAUGAGAUAAUAAACCUUUGUUGUUUUUAGCCACUAAACUCUGGGGUAAUUUGUUACACAGCAGUAGAUAACUAGUACAAGAUGCAUGUUAAUACAUAUAUAUAAAAUAUUUCUUUAAAUACUGGCCACUUGGUGCUGGGGAAGGGAACUUCAGAUUCUGGGAAUCAGGAGUGGAAGGAAACUUACUUUUUACUAUAAAUUCUUUGAUCUAUUUCAGCAUAUUGUUUAUUCAACAAAUGAACAAAGAGAUAAAUAAUAACAUUUGUAAUAUUCUCCAACAAACAAUAAAUCCAAAGGGUCAUUUCAAAAACAAUUGUCUUAUUUGUCUCUGCUUUCCUUUUCUAGGGCUGGCUUAAAGUUCUUCUGCCUAUAAAUUCAGAUCGCUCUGUGCCAGAAAUGUUCCGUUUCCCCCAGCAGAUCCACUCUCUUCCCUUUGUGGUCCUUCGGCCCUGCCAGGGACCACAUGCUGGGGUGCAAUGUUCUCUGACUCUCAGACACCACCAGUGAGGAGGCCAACAGAGGAUCCGUGGGAGCCAGAGAAUUAGAUGAGGACAUCUGUCUUCUGGAUCCCUCUCUGCCCAGUCCUAUCUGACCAGCUGUCACCUCCAACCAAAGGUCCAGCCACAGGCCCUGGGGGCUCUCAGGUCUGACCAGUAAAGUACACCUGUGUAGGAGUCCUGUCCUGCCUGUAGUGUGUCUAAAACGAAACUUUUGACUGUUUCCAGAGAUCACAGUUUGACCCAAGAAUGAUUUUUAAUUUUCAAAAAUGCCCAAUCUGGUGAUUAGGGUAAAUGGUAAAGUUGUAAGAGGUAGUCAUAAAAUAAAGAGACUAAUUCUCUUUUAGGAUCCUUAAGUCUAAAGUCAGUGCUUCUGGAAAGGUUUCACUUGUGUUGUGAGAUGUGGAAAGAGGGUUAGAAUAUGUGCCUUAGCUUGAAGCGGGGCAAAUUUGAGUGAUGGCAAUAAUUUGACAAAACAAAACAAAGCUUUGUUAAAAUAAAGUAAUUGUUGAGAAUGUA